Hypomesus transpacificus is the source of this 1879-nucleotide messenger RNA. RefSeq names its product retinal-specific phospholipid-transporting ATPase ABCA4-like. The transcript is spliced from 13 exons. Gene Ontology annotation, molecular function: ATP hydrolysis activity; ATPase-coupled intramembrane lipid carrier activity; ATP binding. Gene Ontology annotation, biological process: lipid transport; transmembrane transport. The coding region runs from base 1 to 1689 and encodes 562 amino acids. Lineage: Eukaryota; Metazoa; Chordata; Actinopteri; Osmeriformes; Osmeridae. Gene Ontology annotation, cellular component: membrane; intracellular membrane-bounded organelle. The record is from RefSeq and is a predicted model, not a curated record.
AUGAUUGAGUGCUUCUCAAACAGACUUCCAGAACAUGCCGAGCCCAGGGACACGCUGUCUGAAAGGGCUGCCGAGGGGAGCAACGCUGUGUCUGUCACCUUUGGGCCCGGGUGGACCAGAGCUGGCAGGAAUCCUGACGACUGCCUGGCACACCCGGGAGGAACCCAAGGGAAGCUGGGGGGGGACGGGGGACGGGGACCUCCGAGCGGCCUCUUCCUUCCUGCUCACCCCGACCACGAGGACAGAGCCAGCGGGGCCAGCACGGCCGGCGUGGACCGCUCCAGCAUGACUCAGUGCUCACCUCUGUACAAGUGUAACCAGCUACUGAAGAGGAUCCUGCUCGUGUUCCCCCACUAUUGUCUGGGCAGGGGCCUCAUUGACAUGGCCAUGAACCACGCUGUGACCGAGGUCUACGCCCGCUUCGGAGAGGAGUACAGUCCAGACCCUUACAGCUGGGACUUUCUGGGGAGGUAUCUGUUUUUCAUGGCUGCCGAGGGCUUCGUGUAUUUCUUCAUCAACGUCCUCAUCCAGUACCGCUUCUUCAUGGACCACUGGAUGCCGGAUUUCCAGAAACCCCUGGUAGCGGAGGAGGACGUGGACGUAGCCGAGGAGCGAGAGCGUGUCACCCACGGCGACAGCAGCAGGGACAUCCUUCAGAUACGAGACCUGUCCAAGACCUAUACACACGCGGCCUCACCGGCAGUAGACAGGAUCUGUGUGGGUGUGGCUCCUGGGGAGUGUUUUGGUCUGCUAGGGGUGAACGGAGCAGGGAAGACCACCACCUUCAAGAUGCUGACUGGAGACAUCGACGUGACGUCUGGAGAAGCCUCCGUAGCAGGUCACAGUGUUCUGACCAACAUCCUGGACGUGCACCAGAACAUGGGCUACUGCCCUCAGUUUGACGCCAUGGACGAUCUUCUGACGGGCAGAGAGCACCUACACCUGUACGCCCGCCUGCGAGGGGUGCCCGAGGGCGAGAUCAGCAGGGUGGCAGAGUGGGCCAUCUACAAACUGGGCCUGUCAGAGUACGCUGGCCUCAGCACCGGCACCUACAGCGGAGGAAACCGCAGGAAGCUCUCCACUGCCAUCUCCAUGAUUGGCUGUCCCGCCCUGGUUCUGCUGGACGAGCCCACCACAGGGAUGGACCCUCACUCCCGACGUUUCCUCUGGAACUCCAUCAUGAGUGUGAUCGAUGACGGGAGGGCUGUGGUCCUCACCUCACACAGCAUGGAGGAGUGCGAGGCUCUGUGCACCAGGCUGGCCAUCAUGGUGAACGGCACCUUCAAAUGUCUGGGCACCAUUCAGCACCUCAAGUACAAGUUCGGAGAUGGCUACGUGGUGACCAUGAAGAUCGGCACGUCCAGGCCCGGCCUGCCCCCGGACCUGAACCCUGCCGAGGCCUUCAUGGAGAGCACCUUCCCUGGGUGCGUCCAGCGGGAGAAGCACCACAACACCCUGCAGUACGAGAUCUGCUCCUCCUCGCUGGCCCGCAUCUUCCAGCUGGUCCUGGCCAACAAGGAGAGGCUGGAUAUUGAGGACUACUCCGUCUCCCAGACGACCCUGGACCAGGUGUUUGUCAACUUUGCCAAGCAGCAGUCAUGCGAGGACGACUCCAUCGUUUUGCACCCGCGAGCAGCCGGGGCGAGGCGGGACAUCAAGGUCAAGCCCAUGACAUGCCUGGGGAAGUGAGCGUCAGUACGUCUGGUUUGAUUGACAUGUGAUUUGGCAAAUUGUGAUAGAGCACAUGCUUGUGUUUGCUUGUUAGCUGCAGAAGGUGAAAAACGAUUCUUGGAUUCCACCCACUUGGCCUGUCUUGUAAAGUAAAACAUGCAUUUGAAUGUUCCGAAAUAAAUGAGCAGGUUAGUUGCGUUGCGGUAUU